This is a messenger RNA of Phaeoacremonium minimum UCRPA7, 1050 nucleotides long. Its product is annotated as putative alcohol dehydrogenase protein. The record is from RefSeq and is a predicted model, not a curated record. Lineage: Eukaryota; Fungi; Ascomycota; Sordariomycetes; Togniniales; Togniniaceae. Gene Ontology annotation, molecular function: oxidoreductase activity. The transcript has 2 exons. Bases 1 to 1050 code for a protein of 349 amino acids.
AUGGGUUCAGUCCAGGACAUCCCUACAACCAUGAAGGCUGGCCAAUGGGACCCAGCCCAGAAGAAGGUUGUUGUCAAUGAGGUGCCCGUCCCAACGCCGGGACCAAAUGAAUUCCUAGUCAAGAUCACCUCCGCCUCGCUCUGCCACAGUGAUAUCAUGGCCAUUGAACAGGCAACAAAACCCGUGACACUGGGCCACGAAGGUGUCGGACAUAUUGUGUCUUUCCAUCCUUCCGCUGCUGAUAAAGGUUUCAAAGCCGGUGACGCGGUUGGUUUUCUUUACAUCUUGGCAUGCUGCUUUGAGUGUUCAGGUUGCAUGAUUCACAACCUGCACUGCAAGACUGGCAAGCAGCUUUUGCAAGGAUUCACGACUGACGGUUUCUUUGCGGAGUACGCGGUUGUUGACUAUCGUAAUUCCGUUGUGCUGGACGAGAGCGUCUGGGAUCUACGGCGCGCCGCUCCUGUGUUUUGCGCUGGUAUCACCGCCUUCCACUCCGUUGACAGCUGCGAGCUGAAGCCGGGCGACUGGUUUGGAGUCAUCGGCUGUGGUGGUCUGGGCCAAAUCGCCACCCAAUAUGCCAAGGCGAUGGGACUCAAAGUUAUUGGAAUCGAUGUUCAAGAUGCGAACCUGGAGGAAACCAAGAAACUUGGUGCUGAUGCCGUAUUCAACUCGAGGUCCAACAAGAACUAUGUGCAGGAGCUGCUCGAGUUAACUGGUGGUGGAUGCCAGGCAGUUGCCUUGUACACCAAUGUCUCAGCAGCCUUCGAAGGAGCACCGCCAGUCAUUGCCCUUGGAGGCACCAUGAUGGUCAUCGGUAUUCCCAAAAAGCCUUUUGAGGUGCUUGCCAUGGAUUUGGUCAUGGGCAGAUAUAAGAUCAAGGCGGACUGCACAAGCAUUCCGCAGAGAAUGAAGAAAGCGACAGACUUCACUGGCAAGCAUCGCAUCAUGCCAAACGUGGAUAUCAGGGGCGGGUUAGAUCAGCUUAACGGCAUGGUCGAGGAGAUGCAGAAGGGAGUGAAUGUCAAGAGAUGUGCUGUAGUGUUCGAGUAG